AUGCACUUCUUAGCAUCCACAACAGUGUCAAUGUUUGUUGACAGUAUAUGGACUGGAUCCCCAGGCAGGAUAAAUGUGCUUAUUUUGAUAGUAGUCUUCUUCCUCCUCAACGUGCCACUUCUCAUGGCCAAUUUCAUUGAUACCAGGUGCUUUUGGAGAAUAAAUAUGAAUGAUUUCAUCAACAAUUUGGGGACAAGUUGUUCCUUCAACCUUGAAGCAGUGCAGUUGCCUAUGGAGAAAGAAUAUUUCAACCAAACUGAAUGUUCUAUAAGUGCAUUUAUAUUUUCCAUGACUGAGAUGGCCAAUGUGAUGUCCAAGAAGAUCCUAGAAGAAAUCUCCCCGAGGUUUGAGAUACCCAAGGUAAUCGGGUCUGAUAAUGGACCUGCCCUUAUUGCCCAGGUAAAUUCAUUUCUGAGAAAGAUCCACUUCACUAAUCCUCUUGGGGACAAACUGAUUAUGAAACAAAAAGUAAUACUGUAGGAAGAUUAUGACAUUUUCUACUUUGGAACUAUCUCACAACACCUUGGGAUUAAGGUGAAGUUAGGAAAGUUCAACCCAUAUUUUCCACAUGGACAGCACUUUCACUUAUAUGGAGACAUGAUUGAAUUGGCCACAGGAAGUAGAAAGAUGCCAUCCUCUUUGUGUAGUGCAGAUUGUAGUCCUAGAUUCAGAAGAUUCUGGAAGGAGGUAAUGGCAGCCGGCUGUUUUGUUUGCAGCCCUUGCCCUGAAAAUGAAAUUUCUAAUGAGACAACUGCGGUACUUUGUGUCUUUGUGAAGCACCAUGACACUCCUANUGUGAAGGCCAAUAACAGAAUCCUCAGCUACAUUUUAUUGCUCUCACUCAUGUUCUGUUUUCUCUGCUCCUUUUUCUUCAUUGGCCAUCCUAACAGAGUCACCCAUGUCUUACAGUAAAUCACAUUUGAAAUUGUAUUCACUGAGGCUGUUUCCACAGUUCUGGCCAAAACAAUCACCGAGGUUCUGGCUUUCAAAAUCACAGACCCAGGAAGAAGGUUGAGAAACUUCCUGGUAUCAUGGACACCCAACUAUAUUAUUCCCAUAUGUUCCCUAUUCCAAUGUAUUCUGUGUGCAAUCUGGCUAGGAGUUUCUCCUCCCUUUGUUGAUACUGAUCAACAGUCCCAGCAUGGGCACAUCAUCAUUGUGUGCAACAAAGGCUCAGUUACUGCAUUGUACAGUAUCCUUGGAUAUUUGGCUUGUCUAGCACUUGGAAGCUUCACUGUGGCUUUCUUAGCCAAAAAUCUGCCUGACAUAUUCAAUGAAGCCAAGUUCUUAACCUUCAGCAUGUUUGUGUUCUGUUGUGUCUGGAUCACCUUCCUCCUCAUUUACCAUAGCAACAAGCACAAGAUAUUGGUUGCUGUGGAGUUCUUCUCCAUCUUGACAUCUAGUGCAGGGAUGCUUGGAUGCAUCUUUGCACCCAAGAUCUACAUCAUUUUACUUACACCAGAGCGAAAUUCUAUCCAAAUGAUCGGGGAAAAAUCUUAUUUCUGA
This is a messenger RNA of Mus pahari (shrew mouse), 1506 nucleotides long. RefSeq names its product vomeronasal type-2 receptor 116-like. The record is from RefSeq and is a predicted model, not a curated record. Lineage: Eukaryota; Metazoa; Chordata; Mammalia; Rodentia; Muridae. Gene Ontology annotation, biological process: G protein-coupled receptor signaling pathway. Gene Ontology annotation, cellular component: membrane. The transcript is spliced from 6 exons. Gene Ontology annotation, molecular function: G protein-coupled receptor activity.